Messenger RNA from Lonchura striata (white-rumped munia), 1142 nucleotides. RefSeq names its product cornichon family member 4 (gene CNIH4). NCBI's taxonomy places the organism in Eukaryota, Metazoa, Chordata, Aves, Passeriformes, Estrildidae. Gene Ontology annotation, biological process: vesicle-mediated transport. The record is from RefSeq and is a predicted model, not a curated record.
GCCCGGGCGGGGCGGUGCCUACGGCGGCCGGGAGGGCCCAGGCGCGGCGGGCGCGGCGGCGGGAUGGAGUCGGUGGUCUUCAUCUUCUCGCUGAUCGACUGCUGCGCCCUCAUCUUCCUCUCCGUCUACUUCAUAAUCACACUAUCAGAUCUGGAAUGUGACUACAUCAAUGCUAGAUCGUGCUGCUCCAAGCUCAAUAAAUGGGUGGUGCCUGAGGUGAUUGGCCAUGCUGUUGUCACGGUAUUAAUGCUUAUUUCAUUGCACUGGUUCAUCUUUCUCCUUAACCUGCCAGUGGCCACAUGGAAUAUAUAUAGGUACAUUAUGGUGCCAAGUGGAAACAUGGGAGUAUUUGAUCCCACAGAGAUCCAUAAUCGAGGACAACUGAAAUCACACAUGAAAGAAGCCAUGAUUAAGCUGGGCUUUCAUCUGCUCUGUUUCUUCAUGUACCUUUACAGUAUGAUUCUGGCUUUGAUAAAUGAUUGAGAAGUUGAAAGAGAACCAUUAGCUGCCAAAUUGGGUCAUCACUCCAGUGACUGGUUGUGGAGCCACAGACACCUCCUGAACACACCUAGAUCAGUGUCGUCAUGCAGUAUAUUUUUCCUCUUUGAACAAGAAAUAUUUUUCUGUAUUUUUAACAUAAAAUAUUUUCAAAAGGCAUUGGAUCUGUGUAGCAGUUGUUUUUGUUACUUUACAAGCCAAACUUCUGGAGCUGCUGUUUCUGUAAGAUGACAUCCUUGCUUACAGAAAUGACCUCAUAGCAAGUGAAAGGUGAUAAGGGAAACUCGUUCCAGCAGCAUUAGCUGCUAAUGAUGGUUGUUCCUGAACACAUUCAAGUGCAGCAAUGAUAUCUGAUUCCUGCUGAGAGGUGUCAGGAUGAGACUCGGGCUGCCAAGCUGUCCUAUCAGAGUUUAAUUUAAAGGAGCACUUGGAACAGAUUUCAAAGUGGAACAGAAACACAGCUUGCAUCUUUGUGUUGGUACUCUUUCCAGACAAAAAUCAAUGGAAUAAAAGUUACAUUUUCCUCCCUUUCCCCACCCUUCUGCAGCAAUCUAUAUGAAGUCUUGCAUUUGGAUGGAUUAAGAUCCCUUUGGUGGAUAUGACAGUUAUGUGUAAUAGUCCAGAUAAACGUGAUUAAUACUUGC